Molecule: messenger RNA, 2626 nt
Organism: Tribolium madens (black flour beetle)
Lineage: Eukaryota; Metazoa; Arthropoda; Insecta; Coleoptera; Tenebrionidae
Product: RING finger protein 10
Exons: 8
Coding region: 293-2386 (697 amino acids)
Biological process (GO): positive regulation of transcription by RNA polymerase II
Molecular function (GO): metal ion binding; transcription cis-regulatory region binding
Source: RefSeq, a predicted model, not a curated record
UUCCCGUCGCCAUUAUUGCGACGAGAUCGCGAGAAGUGUUUUCGUGUUAAAAUUCGUCGUUUUCGACGACAGGGAGUUUCCUGCUCCCGAAAGUUGCUCGUAUAACUUUCCCUCGACCUUUUCGGCGUUUGAAAAUUGGGAGAAAUACUGUGUUCUAUAAGUAUUUUUCUUGUUUAGUGAUUUUAUAAAACAUGGCUUUUUAAAAUGUCUACUUCGAAACUGCGUGUUGCCACUCCAUGUGGAGGAGCUCAACUCUCCCAAAAAUCUGCAAUUUUUAAGACUGGAAGACGGUAUGGAGAAAAAAGGGAGUCGUUUAGUACAGCCUGCCUCCAAAGGGCUUGCUUCUGACUCCAAAAAAAGUCAAGAUGUUGCUAGUGGUAAGUUGUGGCCACGUUCGGGACGCCGCAGAGAGUCCGCUGGCGGCAGUUUAUCUGCCAAAAGCGAAUCAUCUCGCAAACCGCCCCCACAACGUUCGAAAACCUAUGAUAUCAAAAGACCUAGGCCGCGGGGAGCCUUCAACCCUGGUCCUGCUGUGGGUCGAACGGAGACAACCCGGCUAGAUGAGGAAUUUGAAGCUGAAUUGGGUUCAGUUUUUCUACCAGGCAGUAAAAAACAAAGCCUUAAUCAUUUACUAAAUUUCGUUUAUGCGACUCCUUCACGAGAAGGACGAUAUCAAUGUGCUGAAAGAGGCAAUAAAACAUCAAAUCGUUACAUCACCAAGAAGCAUAAAUACAACAAGGAACACUUCCUGCAAGCAAAUUGCCAAUUUGUUGUCAAUACUUCGGGUGACUAUAAGCAAUAUAUGAACAACCCUGAUGCCUUAGUUGAUUGGAGUCUUAUAGAACAAGUGAAUGUACAAGUAUCUGAUUACCCGUCAUGCCCAAUCUGUCUUUAUCCUCCAGUUGCUGCCAAAAUGACAAGAUGUGGUCAUAUUUACUGCUGGUCUUGUAUUCUGCAUUACUUAUCACUUUCUGAUAAAACAUGGCGCAAAUGUCCGAUUUGUUUUGAAUCUAUCCAUAAACAAGAUUUAAAGAGUGUUGUUAGUAAACAUUACAAAACGUUUAAUGUUGAUAAUGUGAUUACAUUUAAAUUGAUGAAACGACUGAAAGGAUCUUUGGUUACUUAUCCUGCAUCGGCAGCUGUCAAAGAUGAAGAAAUUAUUAAAUUUUCUGAUUCAGAAAUUGAUGUUUAUUCUAAAUUACUGAUAGCGAAUCAAGCCGAAAUUUUGUCAAUUAUUGAUAGAGAAAAUGAUGAAUUAAAUGUGCAACUAGUGGAAAAUGGUGAUUGUCCUGAGAAUUGUUUUAUAGAGGAAGCUUUAACAUGUUUGAAUCAGCGAAGAGACACAAUUUUGAAAAAUUGUAAAACUUCAAAUGAGAAUGAAAAAGUUACCCUUGAGGAAAAUUUAGAUAAUUUGCAAAUAAACGACAACAACGAUGAAACUUUUGAUAAUAAUAACAUCAAGGCCGAAAAUUUGGACAUAUCGACCAACCAGCAAUCAAAAUUCCAUUACUUCUAUCAAGCAUCUGACGGUCAACAUAUCUAUCUUCAUGCCAUCAAUGCACGAAUGCUUGAACAUACAUACGGGUCUUUGGAAAAUAGUCCUGAAACAUUAAGUGGAAAAAUCCUUGAAAAAGAAGGAGGAUCUAUGACUGAAGAGUUGAGAAAACGAUUGAGAUAUCUCCAACAUUUGCCCGUGACUUGUCAGUUCGAAGUUGCAGAAAUACAGUUGAAACAACCAAUUGUCAGUAAAGAAACUUUGGAACAUUUUAAUGAACAAAUUGAAGUACGUCGUAAGAGGCGUCAGCGUCGCGCACGUGAAGAAAAACGCCGUGAGAAAAAAAUCGCCGAUGAGGAAAAUCGUCUCAUGGGUAAAUACCCCAUACCUAAUUUACACAUUGAGUCAGAGGCGCAAUUUCCUUGUUUUGAUGGGAGAAUAAGAACAGAAUCGGAAUGUACCCAACCAAGUGAAGGAAGUUCGUGUGAGAUAACAAUAACACCACCAAAUAGUCUCACUGUUGAGAACGAACACGCUGGACCUUCUUUUGCUAAAAUGUUGGCGAGUACGAAAAAAGCUGAAACUAACAAAUGGCCAUCAUUGAAAGCAACAACUGCCCCAACUAAAUUAAUUAACGUCACUGGACAAAAAAUUAACUCGAGUUGUUUUAAUGUGAUUCGUAAUCGUAGUGACAGUGAACCAGAAACGGAGGAUUUUGAGCCGAUUCCACCAAGCACGAGUCUAGGAGAUGCCAUUGUUCAAGCCUUACAAAAAGCUGAGGAAAAUGAUGUUUUUACCGAGUCUGGGUCGCAACCUGUUGGAAAAAAGAAGAAGAUUAAAAACAGACAAAAAGUCCUCUUCACUACCACUCUGGCUUAUACCGGGAAAUAAUAUACGUAUUAAUAGAUGUACAUUUUUCAACAUUGCUGCAUAAAUUCAUUCUUGCUUUAAUUAUUCAUUUAUUAAUUUGGUCAUUAUUAUGAUGGGUGUUAAAUAUUGUGGCCCUUGAAUCGUGGACAAUAAGAUUUUUUACAAGACCGGUCUUGGGACCUUUAACAAAGUCCAGGGUUUAGCAGGGGUUUGUUGUUUUACACGUUGUUUUAUUUCAGAAAUAAUAAAUAGAAACGAUCA